Molecule: messenger RNA, 1257 nt
Organism: Hemisphaericaspora subhashii
Lineage: Eukaryota; Fungi; Ascomycota; Pichiomycetes; Serinales; Debaryomycetaceae
Exons: 1
Coding region: 1-1257 (418 amino acids)
Source: RefSeq, a predicted model, not a curated record
AUGAAUUUUCAAAACUCUUCAAAUGGCGAAGCUCCAUCUUCAUCAAUUAAUCCAGAUGAAACCCCUGAACAGGGCGUUUCUGGUGCAGACUUGAACUUCUUGUUAUCACAUUUUCAAUUGCCGGACGUUGAAAGCAAUGGCGAAGCUAAUAACGAUCCUACCGACCCGGAUCCUAAUGCUAUAACCAGAAGCGUAUUUGAACUAGUUCCUAAGCAGGAUCAUUCCACUGACGGAAACACCAAAUCUAGCAUCUUAAAUCCCUCCAAUGAAGAAAGGCGACGUCAAAAAAUGAAAAAAAUGUGGGACAACAAGUUCUCGGAUCGAAUUGAAAUAGCUUAUGCUGCACAAAUGGAUGAGAACCUUUCCCUAAUCAAAGUCUUUUCAAUAGGCAUAAGGUUGUUCAGAGGUCUUAUAGACUAUUUCAUGGACCCAGAAGGUUUUGUUGUGACCCCUGAAACUUUUGUAAGAAGUUUCGAACUUUAUGGUAAGAAUCAAGAGGAACUUCAAGAGAACAAAGAGGUAUUCAAAAUCAUCGACGAAUGUUUGUCGUUUAAAAUGCUAACAUUUAGUUGUUUAAACUAUCCCGGUGAUAACAGCAAUUGGAGGAUGAAACAGAUUAUUAAAUACGUGGAAAAGGUGAGCUCGCGUUCUUGUAAGGAUAUAUUGGGAAAAGAUCGUGUGGAUGCUACAGGUGAAACGAAUGUACAGUUUUAUGAGGAUAUGUUCUACCGUCGAUUAAGGAGUUAUGCCGUUCAUAUACGUGGGCUUAUGAGCAACAGCUCAUUGGGUCUUCUCAAACUCAAGGCUGAACCAUGGCCAAUUCAUGGGGUUGUUGAUCAGUAUGUUUCUUCGUUGGACAUAAGCAUAGUUUUGACGUUUCCUUUCUUGGAUGAUAAGCAUUCGAAAAUGAGACUUUGUAAAAUCCUAGUUGGUGAUUUUAUUCAAUGGAGCAAUGACCCUGACGAGCACAUGAUUAUAGAACCUGAUGAAGUUGCUCGUGCUUUGGAGGCUGAUUCUAGCGUCGGGAAAGCACCCAAUGGGGAUUUCGUUACGGGUGUGAAAGGAGAUUUCUCGGAAUUAAGUACCCUUUCUGACAAGGUUGGGCCAAUGAAAUAUCCAAAGGGACCUCUGGGGAGAAAGGUCUUUGAUGGAAGAAUUGAGAAGAAGCAAAGCAAGAGGCAAAAAAAGCAUGAAAUACAGAACUCAUCCCAACUACAGUCAGCCCGAAUUAUACCCCAUCACGAGAAUUUACAAUAA